UUAUGAUACAAUUCACCUUGUUAUCAAACUCAAAACCCCACGUAAAAAAAAGUCAAAAACAUCAUCUCCCUCGCUUUACAAAAUUCAGAAAAAGCUUUUCACGGCAACAUACGAAGAGAAAAAGGGAAGUAUGAGUGAAGCACCUGUAACGAAGCCGAUGGAGUCAAAAAGGACAUUGAAUUUGAGUGGUACGGCUAAGGAUGUGAAAAGCGCGCCACCACUUGGCCUGUUUGAUGUAGGUGAAAGUCAGCGCGCUUACAUAUUUCGGGUGUCCCUGCCUGGUGUCCGUUUACCUCAAUGUAAUGUAAAGCUUGAUGUGCGUAAUGAUGGGAGGGUGGAAAUUGAAGGGAUUGUCCAAGACAGUGAAUUUGUCAACAGUCAUGACAGUAACAAAUACAGGCCCAGGGUCCAACAACUGGCCCCACUUGGAAACUUCAACAUUUCAUUCAACUUACCUGGACGGGUUGAUCCAAGGUUGGUCUCGCCCACUUUCAGGAACACCGGCAUACUUGAAGUUGUCAUAAUGAAACACACCAUGACUGCCAAUCAACCUGAUAAUUCGGGUACCCCAGUCCCUGCUUCUAUUUAGUUUGGUUUGUACUAUUUUCAUCGGGUUCAAAUUUCAGUCAACCAUGUAUUAAACAGCCAAAUGUUAGCUGUAGGUGCAGUUGUAUGUUGUUGAUGCUUAUGAUUAUGCCCGCCAUGGCUGUGUUGUAACUUAAUCCAUCAUUAAAUCUAUGUGUAGGGGUACAAGCUUACAUGGGUU
Erigeron canadensis is the source of this 766-nucleotide messenger RNA. RefSeq names its product increased DNA methylation 3. The record is from RefSeq and is a predicted model, not a curated record. Gene Ontology annotation, cellular component: nucleus. The transcript has 3 exons. The coding region runs from base 131 to 589 and encodes 152 amino acids. NCBI's taxonomy places the organism in Eukaryota, Viridiplantae, Streptophyta, Magnoliopsida, Asterales, Asteraceae.